UGUCGUCAUCAACGUUACCUCGUUUGAUUUUAUCAUAACUCGGACAAUGUUCGCGGUUGUAAGUUUUAUCGUGUCAGGUGGUUUUUGAAUUGCCCCCGGCCCCCUUGACCCUAGUUUCGGCUCUCCUGUUGAUUUUGGAUUCCGGAUUUGACCGAAGUUGGUCCGCUUAAACAACAGAGGUUGGCAGCCAUGCGGCAGUGAGUCAUGGCUAACACCGCACAUCUGGUGCGACGUCAGAGCUCCAGAGAUCUCAACCCUCAACGCUCUCUGGACCGAGUUGAGAUGAAAGAACUCCGCGGCCGAUUGGUCCUGGAGAAUGGAGGAAACAUGGCAAGCUAUGGCGCAACAAACGCUGGCUUUGACGAUACGAGCCCCGGUGUCAAGCAAGCCAUGCUCAAGACGUCAGGUGGUAUGGAGAGCAAGCUAGGGUCAAGUGAGGGGAAACCGAUAUUCCGUCCUGAGGCUGGCGAAGAGGAGAGAGAAUCGUGGGACUCAAAACUUACGUUUCUCCUAGCGACUGUGGGUUAUGCUGUCGGUCUCGGCAACGUCUGGCGCUUCCCAUAUCUGGCGCAGAAGAAUGGCGGAGGUGCAUUCCUGAUUCCUUACUUCGUGAUGCUGUGUAUCGAAGGUAUUCCAAUCUUCUAUCUAGAGCUGGCGAUUGGUCAGAGAUUGCGCAAAGGAGCCAUAGGAGUCUGGAAUCAGGUAUCGCCGUAUCUCGCUGGGAUUGGUAUCAGCAGUGCUGUGGUUUCAUUCAACGUUGCUCUCUACUAUAACACCAUUAUUGCGUGGUGCCUCUUUUAUUUUGUCCAGAGUUUCCAAUCUGAAUUGCCUUGGUCGGAAUGUCCGAACAAAUAUUUUGAAAACGGAACGUAUCUUCCUGAGCCUGAAUGUGUGGCAAGCACACCGACCCAGUAUUUCUGGUAUCGCACAACACUCAUGGUCUCGGAGGAUAUAGACCAUCCUCGGGCCUUCAACUGGAAGAUCGCAUUUGCUCUCGUCAUAGCUUGGAUUCUUGUAUACAUGUGCAUGAUCAAAGGAAUCGCUUCUUCAGGCAAGGUUGUUUACGUAACAGCAACUUUCCCCUACAUUGUGCUGAUAAUAUUUUUCUUCCGUGGUGUAACAUUACACGGGAUGUCUGAUGGGUUACGACAUUUAUUUACUCCAAAGUGGUACACCCUCUCAGACCCCGUGGUAUGGUUGGAGGCCGGGACGCAGAUUUUCUUCUCACUCGGUCUUGCGUUCGGAGGUUUGAUAGCUUUCUCGUCUUACAACCCUGUCAACAACAACUGCUACAGAGAUGCAAUAAUGGUGUCUAUGACUAACUGCUUCACAUCUAUGUUUGCUGGCAUCGUCGUCUUCUCUGUCAUCGGAUUCAAGGCUACGCUGAACUAUGAGCGCUGUCUGGAGGAGAGGAAUGCAACAAUCUUUGCGACGUUCGGUCACACAAACGUCGACCUAUCCCGGCUGCCGACUGAGGGCUCGGCUGUCGCAUUGAUGGGCGACGUCGUCACAACAAUGCCACCCUUGCCAGAGUGCGACUUGGAGAAAGAGCUGGACAGUUCAGCUGCCGGCACAGGAUUGGCUUUCAUCAUCUUUACCGAAGCCAUCAACCAGUUUCCAGGAGCUCAGUUCUGGUCGGUUCUGUUCUUCCUCAUGCUGUUCACUCUGGGAAUCGACUCCCAAUUUGGGACUCUAGAAGGCGUUGUCACUUCUAUAGUAGACAUGAAGCUGUUUCCCAACCUCAGGAAAGAAAUAUUAACAGGGGUGAUGUGUUUGAUAUGCUGUGUUAUAUCAAUGAGUUUUGCCCACGGAGCUGGAAAUUACGUCUUCAUCCUCUUCGACAACUUCAGUGGCAACUUUCCACUUCUGAUAAUCGCCUUCUUUGAGUGUAUAGCUGUUUCAUACGUUUAUGGCCUCAAGAGGUUUGCUGAUGACAUAGAACUGAUGACAGGGACUCGGCCAGGCUGGUACUGGCUGUUGUGCUGGAAGUAUCUCUCUCCCUUGGCUAUGCUGCUGAUCCUUAUAGCCAGCAUCACGGAAAUCAUAGUCAACGGCAGCGGAUACCCCGCGUGGGUCGCCAGUAAGGGUGUAACGGAGACACGGGAGUGGCCAGUGUGGGCGCUGCUGCUUAUCGGAUGUCUUGUGUUGGCAGCUGUGCUGUGGAUCCCGGGAGUCGCCAUCUGUAGAGCUUUUGGGAUAGUAAUAAUAGACGACAACGAGAAAGCCUGGUUUCCAGCACAAGACUUGAAAGAAUUCCACGGGAUCGUGGAACACCGAGUUACUGCAGCGGAGACUUUAUUAUUCUGCAUUCGUGAGGAUGGGACGGAAGGGUUGUGUUGCCCAACGGGUGCGUCAGACGAUGAUGACGACGACGAGUCUUAGUCUGUCUCCACAACUGCAUCCCACGGUCAUGUCCAAUGGUGCUAAGAACGACAGAAAUGAUCAACAAUGCUUCAUCCACUGUAACGUAGGCCUUAAAUAACCUGAUUGAGUCGGAAAGGUCAGAGAGAAAAGUGAUAUUGAUGUUCCACAAGUUUUUAAAUGAUAUAUUUUUUCAGUUUCUUGUUUGUUUACAUUUAGCUGUUAGGAAAACAUUUAUUAUUUCCAAAUCAAAGUCUGGAAAAAACUUUUCAAUAUUGGUAGUUCAGGGUUAAUUUUCAGAUGAUAAGCCAAACACGGCUGUUGCAGACAGACGACUUGCGUUAUCUUAUCCCAACAGUAGCCACAGGCUUGUCCAUGCGCCGUGUAACGUAAUGGUAUUUCAUUGUCUUUAAACCACCGUAUAAGAUUAUGAGUGUUUAUUUUAUUUUCCACAAGUCUCUGAUUAAUUCUCUUAAACAUUUCAUUUUUACUGAAAACAUCAUUGUGA
Molecule: messenger RNA, 2869 nt
Organism: Macrosteles quadrilineatus (aster leafhopper)
Lineage: Eukaryota; Metazoa; Arthropoda; Insecta; Hemiptera; Cicadellidae
Product: sodium- and chloride-dependent transporter XTRP3-like
Exons: 15
Coding region: 205-2382 (725 amino acids)
Biological process (GO): sodium ion transmembrane transport
Cellular component (GO): plasma membrane
Source: RefSeq, a predicted model, not a curated record